This is a messenger RNA of Dictyostelium purpureum, 1208 nucleotides long. RefSeq lists its product as uncharacterized. NCBI's taxonomy places the organism in Eukaryota, Evosea, Eumycetozoa, Dictyosteliales, Dictyosteliaceae. Gene Ontology annotation, molecular function: protein serine/threonine phosphatase activity. The coding region runs from base 1 to 1029 and encodes 342 amino acids. The transcript has 3 exons. The record is from RefSeq and is a predicted model, not a curated record.
AUGGAUGAUUGCUCACCACUAUCAACACCAGAUCAAGAAUCAAUUGAUAAAGUAGUAACUCAGAUUUCACCACAUCAAAAAACUAUGGACCCAUCUUCAGUGAAUUUUGUAUAUCAAUGGAUGUUUUCAAUGAUGGCAUCAGCAUUAAAUUUUAAUAGAGUACCAAAUAACAGCAAUAAUAAUGACAUCAAUGAAAUUAAAACAGAUGACGAAGACAGCUGUAAUGAAAACAAAAAAGACAAUUUUAUUAGAUCAUUAGGUAAUAUCAGAUUAUCCGCCAGUUCAGAAUUCGAAAAGAAUGAACAAGAACAUUUUUAUAAUAAUGAUAGCGAUGAAGAUUCCGAUACUCUUCAAGAAAAAGAUGAAUGUUGCGAACAUAUUAAUCAACAAUGUAAUAAAGAAAAUAAUAAUAACAACAUGUUACAACAACAACCACAACAAGAACAUAGAACCAACUUUUUUAAUAAUAUUUUAAAUCUUUCAAACUCGGCCCCAAGAAAAACUUUAAUUUUAGACUUAGAUGAAACCCUUGUACAUUCAACGAUGAAACCAGUUUCACACCAUCAUCUCACUGUUAACGUUUUAAUUGAAAGCUCUUACUGUACAUUUUAUGUUAUUAAACGUCCACAUGUUGAUUAUUUUAUUCAAAAAGUUUCACAAUGGUAUGAUGUUGUUAUCUUUACCGCCAGUAUGCAACAAUACGCCGAUCCAUUACUCGAUCAAUUAGACGUUAACAAGGUUUUUAAAAAGAGAUUAUUUAGAGAUUCAUGUUUAGAAAAAGAUGGAAAUUAUAUUAAAGAUUUAUCAAUGAUCAACCAAGAUUUAACCUCGACUAUUAUUAUCGAUAACUCUCCAAUUGCAUAUUCAAACAACCUUGAAAAUGCAUUACCAAUUGAUAAUUGGAUGGGAGAUAUGGAAAGUAAUGAUACCUCAUUAUUAAAUCUUUUACCAUUUUUAGAGAUCAUUAGAAAUGUUACCGAUGUUCGUAGUAUCCUUUCUCUCAGAUUAUUAAACCCCAGUAUGCAUUAAAAUCAAAUUUUUUCAUAAAAAAUUAUAAAUAUUAAUAUAAUAAUACAAUAAUAAUAUAUAAUUAAAAUAAUAUAAUUAAAAUAUAUAAUUAAAACAAUAUAUAGUUAAAAUUAUAUAAUUAUAUAAAUAAUAUAAUAAUAUAUACUUUAUAAAUUUUAAACUAAUAAUAAAAUUUUUUU